UAGUCGCAACUCGCAACACAGAUAACGUCUGACGCACUUUUUCAGCUGGUUCGUUGAAGUGUAUUUCAGUUCUCACUUUUCAGUGAGAAAAAUAAUUCAUUCUCCUCAGUUCUGCACACAACCUACUGGUAGACACUUGAUCGAAAUCAAGAUCGCCUUUUUUAUUUCGUGUGCGUUUUCGUUGUAAUUUUUUUUUUGUUAAAACCCAAUCAUUUUUGUUUGUGAUAAAAAAACGAAUUAAUAAAUAUGACAGAAACGGUAAUAACAGUCAACAGUGGUCACCAAACGACAACUUCAGCUCCCUCUUCUGCAGGACCACUGGGUUGGAUUGUAAUUAAUGUAGAGUACUUUAAAAGAAUUCCUGGCAUUAUUAAAAUAGUUCAAUUCAUUUUGGGCAUCAUCUGUAUGAUUCUGGCAUCCCCCCCAUAUUAUGGGAGUACUACUUUUUUUCUCUUUGUCGUGGUUGUGGCAUUUAUAGCAACAAUUUUAUGGUCAGCUGCUUACUUUUUGGGAAUACGAGAGGCCCUAACUUUACCCAUUAACUGGCUAUUGACUGAAAUAAUCAAUACUGGAAUUUUAACGAUUCUCUAUUUGACUGCGUCCAUCAUACAAAUGACAUCUUUUCAUGGAUCAGGUUCGCUGCUUAUAGCCGCUUUUUUCGGUAUUGUUAAUUUUUUGGCAUAUGCAGCUGGAUCAUAUUUCUUGUAUCUAGAGCUAAGGAUGGGUUAGACAAGACAAUCUUAGUUAUUAUUUUAAUAAAAUAUUUAUAAUAUUAUUAUAUAUAAAACAACGCUGACACAAUUCUAUACAUAAUUUAUUAUAUGUAUGUAUAUAUUUAAUAUUUUUUUGUAUGAAAUGCAUUAAGCUAACAAAAUAAAUAAGUUUAAAUAUGGUUAAAUUAUAUCAAAAAUAACUUAUAAAAUAAUAAUUGUUAAUAUUUUUUAAAUUGAAAGUUCAAUUAUAUUAUAAAGACCUCGAUACGUUUUGGUGUCGAGAAGUGUUCCAAAUAAAAUAUCUUUUUUUUUGAAAAAAAAAA
Molecule: messenger RNA, 1036 nt
Organism: Eupeodes corollae
Lineage: Eukaryota; Metazoa; Arthropoda; Insecta; Diptera; Syrphidae
Product: CKLF-like MARVEL transmembrane domain-containing protein 4
Exons: 3
Coding region: 247-729 (160 amino acids)
Cellular component (GO): membrane
Source: RefSeq, a predicted model, not a curated record